ACGCGACGCGUUGAGAAUGCUAUAAAUAGAGGAAAUUUCACUUCAACUAAACAAAACACUUCCUCUUGGAAUUGAUUUGAUUUUAAAGAACUAUUAAUAAACAAUGUCUGGUCGCGGUAAAGGAGGAAAAGGAUUAGGAAAGGGUGGUGCCAAGCGUCACCGUAAGAUUCUGCGUGACAACAUUCAAGGUAUUACCAAGCCCGCAAUUCGCCGUCUUGCUCGUCGUGGUGGUGUCAAGCGUAUUUCCGCUUUGGUCUAUGAAGAGACUCGUGCUGUCUUAAAAUUGUUCUUGGAAAGUGUGAUUCGCGAUGCUGUCACCUACACUGAACACGCCAAGCGUAAGACUGUCACUUCUUUGGACGUUGUCUAUUCCUUGAAGCGUCAAGGCCGUACCAUUUAUGGUUUCGGUGGUUAAACAGGGUAUACUGUAGUCUUUCUACAUAUAAGACUUUUGCCAACUUGGAAGUCUAUGAGUUGUCUUGUUCAAAUCAUCUAUUCUGGACAACUAUUUGAAGUGAUCCUUAUGCAAUAUGAUGCCAAUUGGUAUAAAACAUAAUGUGCAAAACUUACAGCAAUGCGAAACUUCUCUGACACUAAUUUUCCAAGAUGCUGAGCAUCUAGUAUAUGUCAGUUGGCUCCGGUAGCACUGAUUUCAAAGUUGUUUAUAUUACAUAUUUAAUGAUAUUAUGGAUUAUGAUUCUAUACUAUGUG
Molecule: messenger RNA, 711 nt
Organism: Schizosaccharomyces octosporus yFS286
Lineage: Eukaryota; Fungi; Ascomycota; Schizosaccharomycetes; Schizosaccharomycetales; Schizosaccharomycetaceae
Product: histone H4 h4.2
Exons: 1
Coding region: 104-415 (103 amino acids)
Biological process (GO): nucleosome assembly
Cellular component (GO): nucleosome
Molecular function (GO): DNA binding; protein heterodimerization activity; structural constituent of chromatin
Source: RefSeq, a predicted model, not a curated record